AUGAGUACUCCAUUUGGUUUGGAUUUCGGUAACGACAACUCUGUGUUGGCUGUUGCCCGUAACAGAGGUAUUGACAUCGUUGUCAAUGAAGUUUCCAACCGUUCCACCCCAAGCAUGGUUGGUUUCGGUCAAAAGAACAGAUUUUUGGGUGAAUCUGCCAAGACCAAGCAGACUUCUAACAUUAAGAACACUGUCGGUAACUUGAAGAGAAUUUUGGGUUUGGACUACGACCACCCUGACUUCCAAGAGGAGUCCAAGUUCUUCACUUCCAAGUUGGUCAAGCUUGAAGACGGUAAGAUCGGUACCCAAGUCAGAUUUGCUGGUGAGAGUACUACUUUCUCUGCCACCCAAUUGAACGCUAUGUUCAUCAACAAGGUCAAGCAAACUGUUGAGACUGAGACCAAGGCUAACAUCACCGACGUCUGUAUCGCUGUCCCAACCUGGUACACCGAGGAACAACGUUACGCUGCUGCUGAUGCCGCUAGAAUCGCUGGUUUGAACCCAGUCAGAAUCGUCAACGACAUCACCGCCGCUGGUGUCUCUUACGGUGUCUUCAAGACCGAUUUGCCAGAAGGUGAAGAAAAGCCAAGAAUCGUCGCCUUCAUCGACAUUGGUCACUCUUCUUACACCUGUUCCAUCAUGGCUUUCAAGAAGGGUGAACUGAAGGUUUUGGGUACCGCCUGGGAUAAGAACUUUGGUGGUAGAAACUUCGACCGUGCCAUCACCGAACACUUCGCUGACGAGUUCAAGACCAAGUACAAGAUCGACAUCAGAGAGAACCCAAAGGCUUACAACAGAGUUAUGACCAGUGCCGAAAGAUUAAAGAAGGUCUUGUCUGCUAACACCGCUGCUCCAUUCAGUGUCGAAAAUGUCAUGAACGAUGUUGACGCUAGUUCCCAAUUGUCCCGUGAAGAAUUGGAAGAACUUGUCAAGCCAAUGUUGGAACGUGUCACUGAACCUGUCACCAAAGCUUUGGCUCAAGCUGGUCUAACCAAGGAUGACGUUGACUUCGUUGAAAUCAUCGGUGGUACUACCCGUAUCCCAACUUUGAAGAACUCCAUCUCCGAAGCUUUUGGCAAGCCAUUGUCUACCACUCUAAACCAAGACGAAGCUAUCGCCAAGGGUGCUGCUUUCAUCUGUGCCAUCCACUCCCCAACUUUGAGAGUUAGACCUUUCAAGUUCGAAGACAUUCACCAAUUCUCCGUUUCUUACAAGUGGGACAAGCAAGUUGAAGAUGAAGACCACCUAGAAGUCUUCCCAGCCAACUCUAACUUCCCAUCAACUAAGUUGAUUACUUUGCACCGUUCUGGUGACUUCUCCAUGGAGGCUAACUACACCAACAAGGAAGAACUGCCACCACAUCUAGAUGCCAACAUUGCUAAGUGGGACAUCACCGGUGUCCAAAUCCCAGAAGGCGAAACCUCUGUUCCAGUCAAGUUAAAGUUGAGAUGUGACCCAUCCGGUUUGCACAUCAUUGAAGAAGCUUACUCCUUGGAAGACAUUGUCGUCAAGGAAGAAGUUCCACUUCCAGAAGAUGCUCCAGAGGAUGCCGUUCCAGAAGUUAAGGAAGUUACCAAGACUGUCAAGAAGGACACUUUGGAAAUCACCGCCCACACUUUCACCUUGGCUGAUGACAAAUUGAACACUUUGAUCGAAAAGGAAAACGACAUGACUGCUCAGGACAGAUUGGUUGCUGAAACCGAAGACCGUAAGAACAACCUAGAAGAAUACAUCUACACUCUUCGUGGUAAGCUUGAUGAAGAAUACUCAGACUUCGCUUCCGAUGCUGAAAAGACUAAGCUAAAGGACAUGCUUGCCAAGGCUGAAGAAUGGUUGUACGAAGAUGGUUUCGACACUAUCAAGGCUAAGUACAUUGCUAAGUACGAAGAAUUGGCUGCCAUCGGUAACGUCAUUAGAGGUAGAUACUUGGCCAAGGAAGAAGAAAAGAAGCAAGCUCUUAGAGCCAAGCAAGAAGCUGCUAACCUAGCUGCUUUGAGUGAAAAGUUGGCUGCUCAAAGAUCUGCUGACUCCGAAGCCAAGAAGGAUGCUACUCCAGAAGGCGAUGCUCAAAUGGAUUUGGAUUAA
This is a messenger RNA of Nakaseomyces glabratus, 2085 nucleotides long. RefSeq names its product adenyl-nucleotide exchange factor SSE2 (gene SSE2). Lineage: Eukaryota; Fungi; Ascomycota; Saccharomycetes; Saccharomycetales; Saccharomycetaceae. Gene Ontology annotation, cellular component: nucleus; cytosol. Gene Ontology annotation, molecular function: ATP binding; ATP-dependent protein folding chaperone. The record is from RefSeq and is a predicted model, not a curated record. Gene Ontology annotation, biological process: protein folding.